AUGUUGGGGUUGCAUGGACGCACCAUGUUGAGAAACAGUUGCAAUAGAGUAGCUGGAAGACGUUAUAUAGCGUUAAAUGCUGAGAUCUCACGCGCUUUAGAUACGAGUGCAGUUGUUCAAGACGUUGUUGUUGUUGGUGCAGGUCAUGCUGGCUGUGAGGCUGCAGCAGGCUCAGCAAGAACUGGCACGAGGACGAUGCUGGUGACUCCUGCAUUGGAGAAGAUUGGUACAUGUUCGUGCAAUCCAUCGAUGGGUGGUGUAGGAAAGGGCACGUUGCUGAAAGAAGUUGAUGCACUUGAUGGUGUGGCCUCAAAGGUCACGGACUUGGCUGGCAUACAGUUCAAAAUGCUAAACAGAAGCAAAGGCGCCGCUGUUUGGGGUCCCAGAGCCCAAAUUGACAGGAAGUUGUACUUGAAGUACAUGCAAGAUGAGUUAAAAAAUUAUUCAAAUUUGACAUUAGUGGAAGGUAAAGUUAAAGAUCUUAUCAUUGACGAAGAACACACUAAGGUUAGAGGGAUACUGUUAGAGGAUGGCACCAUAAUUAGGACAAAUAACGUGGUAAUUGCUACUGGGACUUUUCUCAAUGCUGAAAUUCAUAUUGGAAUGGAAACUUUUCCUGCUGGUAGAAUCAAUGAAGCACCAACGUACGGCCUCAGUGAAACGUUUGCGGAGGCAGGUUUCAAGUUGGGAAGAUUGAAGACGGGGACGCCAGCAAGAUUAGAUGCUCACUCAAUCAAUUUUGAAAACCUAGAGAAGCAAUAUGGCGAUGAUGAACCGCAUCCGAUGAGUUUUCUAAAUGAAUCCGUCUCUAUCAGCAAAGAAAAGCAGAUGUUAUGUUAUGGAACUAAUACCACUCCAGAGUUACACAAGUACUUGUUUGGAAAUUUGCAUAAAAGUCUACAUAUAAGAGAGACCGUCAAAGGACCCAGAUAUUGUCCAUCUAUUGAAGCCAAAAUAAUAAGAUUUAAGGAUAAAUUAUCUCAUAAAAUUUGGUUGGAACCUGAGGGACUGGAUUCCAACGUUAUAUAUCCAAAUGGAAUCUCGAAUUCCAUGCCCAAAGAUGUUCAAGAAACUAUGCUCAAGUUUAUUCCCGGUUUAGAAAACGCCAAAAUCAUACAGCACGCAUAUGGUGUCGAGUACGAUUAUAUCGAUCCAAGACAAUUAAAACCGACUCUAGAAACAAAACUAAUAAAUGGGUUAUUCUUAGCGGGUCAAAUAAAUGGAACCACGGGAUACGAAGAAGCUUGUGCGCAAGGUAUUAUAGCCGGCAUAAAUGCCGGAUUGUCUUCCCAAAAGAAGUUGCCAUUGACGCUUUCUAGGUCAGACGCUUAUAUUGGUGUUUUGAUAGAUGAUUUAACGACUAAAGGUAUCGAAGAACCAUACAGAAUGUUCACUUCAAGGUCAGAAUUUAGACUUACAGUGAGACAGGAUAAUGCCGAUUUAAGACUCACAGAAUUGGGAUAUCAAAAAGGCGCUGUGUCGAAGGAAAGGUAUGCUAAAUUUUUGACUCACAAGGCACAAUACAUGGAGAUAGUAAAUAAAUUGAAGUCGUUAAAGAGGAAUAAUAUAGAUUGGUCCACAAAACUGGAUCUUACUGUGGCUCCGUCAUCCUUAAACCGAUCAGCAUGGGAUAUGUUUGCCUUCUCGGGUGUCUCACUAACAAGACUUUCUCAGCAGUUCCCAGAAUUGGGCAUUGAUAUAUCGAACGUUCCAAGACACGUAAUUUUAAAAAUCGACGUUGAAGGAAAAUACAGCCAAUAUAUUAGCAAACAAAACCAACUAGUACGCGCAUUCAAAGCUGAUGAGGAACUAUUACUUCCACAGGACUAUGAUUACAAUGACAUGUCAAGUCUUUCCUCAGAGUGUAAACUUCUACUUAAUCAAGUUAAGCCUAUCACCAUUGGACAAGCAAGAAGAAUACAGGGCGUCACGCCCGCUGCACUUUUCGAGCUUUACAGGCUCAUCCAUCAUAGAAAGUCAAUCGUGUAA
Messenger RNA from Kazachstania africana CBS 2517, 1989 nucleotides. RefSeq names its product tRNA modification protein MTO1 (gene MTO1). Gene Ontology annotation, cellular component: cytosol. The coding region runs from base 1 to 1989 and encodes 662 amino acids. The record is from RefSeq and is a predicted model, not a curated record. Gene Ontology annotation, molecular function: flavin adenine dinucleotide binding. NCBI's taxonomy places the organism in Eukaryota, Fungi, Ascomycota, Saccharomycetes, Saccharomycetales, Saccharomycetaceae. The transcript has a single exon. Gene Ontology annotation, biological process: tRNA methylation; tRNA wobble uridine modification.